This is a messenger RNA of Spirometra erinaceieuropaei, 279 nucleotides long. The record is from the annotation of a GenBank genome assembly. NCBI's taxonomy places the organism in Eukaryota, Metazoa, Platyhelminthes, Cestoda, Diphyllobothriidea, Diphyllobothriidae.
AUGCUGCCGAAGGAGGAUGAUAGUGAUGAUCCUGUCGAAGAAGGCAGUGAAAUUGAUGAUGAUGGUGAUGUUGUUGCUGUUGAUGAUGAUGAUGAUGAUGAUGAUGAUGACGACGGCGGCGGCGGCGAUGAUGAUGAUGAUGAUGGUGGUGGUGAUGAUGGCGAUGCUGCUCAUGAUGGUGAUGAUGACGACGACGUUGGCGAUGGAGAGGAGGAGGAGGAAGGGGCGGACGGAGAUGACAAUUUACAGGACGCGGGUGGCUGUGAGGGCGAUGAUUAG